AACACAACCAAACCACCGAAUCCCGCACCUUCCAAUCCUCAUCACAGCCUCAGCCAUCAUCUCUCUCCCCUUCCUACUAACCCAGCAACACAACACCCCACUCCCGGUCACCAUGGCAAACUCCAAAAUGGAAACAAGUGCGAUUCUGUGCAGAGAACCAGUGAAUGACCAUGGAUAAGUAGAAUCUGCUCCCCAAACACGCUCAAUUCACUCCACAGAUUCGCGUCUCCUCUCUCAGCUAUGUUAACUAUCAUAAAACCGCGUUCCGCUCCCUUUCACUUCUCGUCUCCUGGAUCUUCUAUAUUUCCUUGAUAGCAAUCUCCGUCUUCAUUCUCUGGUGCUUCUUGUAUGCUGUGUUGCAGUACUUCAUUGAGGUUUCGCAGUGAGGUUGCUGGGCAGACUUGACAAUGGAGCAACAUGAUCUUGUCUCGAGACCGAGGUCGGUGUCCCGGCCUCCUAAGGAAGAAAUUCAGAAUCAGAAAUCAGAGUUGGAUGUUCAACAAUUUGCUGAGUUGCAUUUCGUGACUGAGCAGACUGCGAGACAUGAGCGGUGUUGGGAGGGACAGGUGGAUAGUAGACCUGCUUGUCCAGACUUCAAGGCGAUCUGGACUUGUAUCACCCCUAGGUUGCGGGAGCUGUACAUCGACCGUGUCAAGUAUAUUGAAAGUAAAGGCUGGGACUGGAUAUACGCAGACUAUGAAGGUUCCUUGAAAAGCUUGUAUGAGAAAUAUUAUGCGGGUAUUGAUCAGGGAACCGCUGAAAUGACCUCCCGCGUCGAUUUUGCCGAGUUCAAAACCUUGAUUGACAAUAUCGACUACGAAUCGACUUUCCCACAAAACUCUGAAAUUAAAGAAGGGGUUGAUACUAAUGAUGUCGUUUUCGAUCCUAUGUUUGUUGAUCAGAACAAACCAGAACCGGGGGCUGAUCUUUUAGACGAGGACGUCCCUAUGACGGACCCGGGCGAGGAGCCUUCUCUGAAUACCGAAAACCAAGAUAUCAUUGCCUUGGAGAACGCCGUGGCUAAAGGAGUUGAUGUGCUGAAGAAGCUGUCUGCCAUUUUUGCAGGAUCGGAUGCCUUUGGCACCGAGACAGACUGGAAAGCUGAGAUCGAGCGGACUCAAAAAUAUGCCUGUACGGAGAAGGUGAUCAUCGGUCUAGUCGGAAGCACCGGCGCAGGCAAAUCGUCACUCAUCAAUGCAAUCCUUGACGAAAAAAAAUCGACGAAGUACAGAGCAGAAGUCGAAUUCAUCAAGCAUAGUGAGUGGGAACGUGAGUUGGAAGUUUUGUUUGCAGAGCUUCUCGAUCACCAGGAAGAAGUCACUCGAGGUGCAAUCCCCAAGAAUUCGGAUGCAGCGGUAGCCUUGGACAAGAUUAAGGCCGUCUACCCCAUGCUGAACCCCAAAGACAUCUUGAACGCCUCCGUCGCCAACUUGAUGGCCAGCGAGAGACGUUUUCGUACCAGACUGAAAUCCUAUAUUGACAGCAAGGGAAAACGAGGCCGACCCAAGAAGUCUGCUAAAAGUCAGGAUGCUGCUGAACACCCAGACUCUGCCAGUGACACAGACACAGCCAAGCAGGGCAUCGGACUCUGGCCUCUUGUGCGUGUUGUGCGAAUCUAUACCAAAGCCCCAGCCUUAGCGACUGGUGCGGUUUUGGUGGAUCUUCCUGGCAUCUUUGACUCAAAUUCAGCGCGAGUUGCCGUCGCCGAAGAUUACAUGAGACGCUGUUCGGCUCAUUGGAUUGUGGCUCCUAUCAACCGGGCUGUUGAUGAUAAAGUCGCGCGUGACCUGCUCGGGAAGAAUUAUAAGCUGCAAAUGCAGAUGGAUUGUGCCUUUAAUGAUAUGACAUUCAUUUGUACUAAGACCGACGACCUCGUCCCGACUGAAGUCAUCCAGUCUCUGAACCUCGACUUGCCAGCGUUUAAUCAGGUUCAACAGCUACCGGAUAGGGUUGAAUGGCUGAAGAAAGGUAUCGACGCUUUCAAGAAGCCUAAGAGAUCAAUCAUGUCGCAGCUGGACUGGGUAGAGACCGAAAUUGAAGAACUUGAAGAACGUCUUACUGGCGAUGAGUUCGGCUGUGAUGUGUUGGAGAUCACUCCCAAACGCAAGAAGCCACACGGAAGCGAGCCCUCUGAGACGGCAACCAUCCAAGAGGAAGGCACCACCGUGAUUCCAGAAGUAGAAAGGCUUAAGAACCGAUUCUUGGCUCUCAAAGUUCAGCGUAAAGACUUACGGUCUCAGUUAAAGCAUAUUAAUGAGGAAAUGGACAGCAAAGUGGACGAGCUGAGAGAGCUAGAAGACGGGAAGCAACAAAUGGAGCACGCUGUCCUAAAUUCUUGCAUACAGGCGAGGAAUAAGUUUUCGAAACAACAGAUUAAACGCGACUUUGCCUUGGAGAUCCAGAGCCUAGACCAGGAAUUUGAGGAUGAUGACGCCGAAAACCCAGUACAGGCCACGGUUUGUGAUUAUGACGAGCUGGAGAGGAACCUACCUGUGUUUUGCGUGUCGACCCGAGCUUACCAAGGUCUCCGGGGACGGACUGAUAUGGCAAAGCUCGUUGGUGGCUUCUCCGAACUGGAGGAGACUGAAAUUCCGCUUCUACAGCGUCAUUGUGUAAGGCUCACCGAAAAGGCCAGAGAAGGAUCGUCUCGGAGGUACUUGACCCAAUUGAACCAAGUCUUGCAGUCGUUGAAGCUAUGGUGUUUGGUGAGCGCGGCAACAGGCGACGCCUCAGAGCAGAAAAUCAAAGAGAUUGAAGCCGACUUUGAACAUGUGUUGGAUGGACUGACAGAAGAUACGGAGGUGCAUAUGAUCCGAUUCAACCGCGUCGCCAGGGAAAUUUUCCAGGGGAACAUCUUCAAUAAGCUUAACCGAGCGUCGCGACAUGCGAUUGUCCAAUUCCCCGAAGCUGUCUCUCGCUGGAAUGCCCCAGGAAGUUCCGGGGGACUUCGAUGGAAUACCUACAAGGCUAUCUGUCGCCGUCGGGGAGUAUUUCACGACACAGAUUGGAAUCAAGAUUUGGCCCGACCAAUGCUUGACAAGAUAGCUUCAUCCUGGAAGAGAACAUUCGCGGAGCUCCUUCCGCAUUGCUUCCUUGAUCUAAAGGAGAAUUUGGAAGCCGCAGUCAGUCGAUUCCACAAACAGGCAAUUGAUUCCGUCAAGCAAGGUGUCCCUGAAGAGAUCCGACUCCGGCUGCAAGACACGCUCGUCGCGUGCCAUCAGACAAUGGGAGAGCAGUUUCGACAGGCUGAAAAGAUGACCAUGCAGGAACAGAAGCGUAUCAACCGAACGUUCGCCGAAGCGAUCGCUGAGCGACUGAAAGAAACCUACCAGGCCUGUGCCUCCGAGACAGGUGAGACUCUAUCACAACUAGUCGAGAAGUAUACUAACAUGCUCGUCACGACAGGACGAGGAAGCUUACAGCGUAUCAGGGCGUUGAUGCAACAGAUGGCAGACGACCACGCCAACGAUGUUCUGCGAGGCAGCAUGGAGCAUGCGAAGCACGAGCUUGGGAAGCUACUCGACAGCCAGCAAGCUGAGGUGGAGCGGAUUAUCCAGACUAGACUACGGCGGAUCUCACUGGACUACCAUGGGGCGCUGAUCGCGCCACGAAUCCAGCUGUGUACGGAAGAGCAGGCUCGGAUUAAAAGUGAGGUCGCGAAGAUUGUCGAGAGAGCUGAGGCGGAGUUGCAACUGGGACAUCUUUUGGGAGGCGUUCGUUCGUCGUAACAGGGGAACAGCAGCCGUGGCCUAAGAGAGUGGAGCACUGUGGGGAGGCAGGAUCGAUGCAGAUGGAAGGCGGGAGAGCAGGAGAAGAACAGAGAGGCAGCGAGAAAGGAAAGCAAUGUUACACGUCUGCAGUUAGGGUAAACGUGGACUGGACGCACCAGCAUGCGGGUGGCCCCAGCUUUGGGUAGAGAAGGUGAUGGACGGAGCGAUAAGCCAACCGCAGUGUCAAGAUAGUCUAGGCCACAUAGUAAAAAGAGAAAAAGCUUGUCAAACUGCGACCGCCAUGACAGACUAGAGGCUUAGGAUGGAGGGGAAUCAUUGGCAGCGCGUAGUGUUGCUGUUGGCAACUCGCAUGACGAAGGCAAGACGCUAGCCAGUGAUGGUCGGUGACCCAGCCUCCGAAUUUUCGAGCGACUGGGAAGCCGUCUGGGAUGGAGACUAUUAAUAUUAGUAG
This is a messenger RNA of Aspergillus welwitschiae, 4182 nucleotides long. RefSeq lists its product as uncharacterized. NCBI's taxonomy places the organism in Eukaryota, Fungi, Ascomycota, Eurotiomycetes, Eurotiales, Aspergillaceae. The transcript is spliced from 10 exons. The coding region runs from base 408 to 3728 and encodes 1106 amino acids. The record is from RefSeq and is a predicted model, not a curated record.